This is a messenger RNA of Lipotes vexillifer (Yangtze River dolphin), 504 nucleotides long. It is a transcript of the gene MYDGF, whose product is annotated as myeloid derived growth factor. The record is from RefSeq and is a predicted model, not a curated record. The transcript is spliced from 6 exons. Lineage: Eukaryota; Metazoa; Chordata; Mammalia; Artiodactyla; Lipotidae. Gene Ontology annotation, biological process: positive regulation of angiogenesis; positive regulation of endothelial cell proliferation. The annotation marks the transcript as partial.
AAUGGCGGCGGCGGCGCCGUGAGCUUGUGGGCCGCACUGCUCCUGGUGGCCGUGGCGCUGAGGCCGGCACGGGCGGUGUCUGAGCCCACGACGGUGGCCUUUGACGUGCGGCCCGGCGGUGUGGUGCACUCCUUCUACCAGAACGUGGGCCCUGGGGACAAAUAUACCUGUGUGUUCACCUACGCAUCUCAAGGAGGGACCAAUGAGAAGUGGCAGAUGAGUCUGGGGAUCAGCGAAGACCAGCAGCACUUCACCUGCACCAUCUGGAGGCCCCAGGGCAAGUCCUACUUGUACUUUACGCAGUUCAAGGUGGAGGUGCGGGGUGCUGAGAUCGAGUACGGCAUGGCCUACUCGAAAGCUGCUUUUGAAAGAGAGAGCGACGUGCCCCUGAAAAACGAGGAAUUUGAAGUGACCAAAACAGCAGUGUCCCACAGGCCCGGGGCCUUCAAGGCUGAGCUGUCCAAGCUGGUGAUCGUGGCCAAGGCGACACGCAGUGAGCUGUGA